This is a messenger RNA of Malassezia restricta, 2538 nucleotides long. RefSeq names its product bromodomain factor 1. Bases 1 to 2538 code for a protein of 845 amino acids. NCBI's taxonomy places the organism in Eukaryota, Fungi, Basidiomycota, Malasseziomycetes, Malasseziales, Malasseziaceae. The record is from RefSeq and is a predicted model, not a curated record. The transcript has a single exon. Gene Ontology annotation, cellular component: nucleus; chromatin. Gene Ontology annotation, biological process: regulation of DNA-templated transcription; chromatin remodeling.
AUGGAAGUGUCGCAAAGCACACAGAAUCAUGACCAAAACCGAGAUGCUACACAGCCCACGAAUACAGCUACGGACACGGCAGCUCCACAGGAACGUGACUCCACGAACACGGCCCCUGUAACCGAGAGCCAUGCCCCGGCUCCUGCAACAAAUGCCGAGGCCCAGGAUGCACAGCCUCAGUCAGAGACAUCCGCUGCGUCAGUACCAGCAGCUGCUCCAGCGCAGCCUACUGAAGCCGCUCCGUCUAAAGAAGAGCAACCCACUGACGCAAAAAUAGAAGCGCCUACGAGCGAACAGCCUGCUCAGCCUUCUCAGUCGGAGCAGCCCACUGACGCAAAAGUAGAGGCGCCUACGAGCGAACAGCCUGCUCAGCCCUCUGAGCCAGAGCAACCCAAGGAUGCGGAACCAGAGAAAAAUGAGUCACAGGCUUCUCAGCAGUCUACAAGUGCACCUCAGGAAUCCAAUCCCACUCCUGCUGCAGCGCCGACGAAUGCACCGCAAGAUGCCAACGUGAACCACUUAGAGACUGGCGCCCAGCAAGAGGAUGACGGUCUCACUCAUCAAGACAUUGCCAUGCCGCAUGUAAAGUAUGCCCAAAACACUAUUCGGUCGCUCAAGUCGCGACGUGAGGCUGGUGCGUUCCUCCAGCCUGUGGAUCCCAUUGCAUUGCGGAUUCCGCAUUAUACCCAGAUCAUCAAAGAGCCGAUGGAUCUUGGAACGAUCGAUCUAAAGUUGGCCCUAACAUCACACCGCAUUAAAUUGGCCACCUCUACUAACAGUUCUCAAACACGCAUGACAGACAAAUUGAAGCAUGCGAUUGACUCCAAGCGUAUUGAUCCUGAGAAGGACUAUUACACGACAGUGGAUCAGUUUGAGCGCGAUGUAUUUCGCGUAUUCAACAACUGCGUGCGCUUCAAUGGCGCUGAGCAUAUCUUUUCUAAGAACGCAGAGGUGCUUCGAUCUGUCUUUGAGAAACAGCGUAAAGGUCUUGCGACGGCGGUGGCCGUGGCAGAAGAGCAAAAUUCUCCUGAGGCCCGAGCACGUCGCAACUCUUCGGCUCUUCCUACGAUCCGCCGCUCUGCCACGGGUGGCCGACCCAAGCGCGAGAUCCAUCCGCCGCCGUCGCGUGAUUUGCCAUGGACAGAAGAGUAUAUGAAUCCUGCAUCGAAGCGCGCGGUCGCGGCCCGCUUGGGAAGGAGUAUGGAAAAUAUUUCGCAGCGUGAACAGUCGUACUGGGCCAAGGUCAUUAGUGACGAACUCAAGUUUUGCUAUCGCGUCAUCGACGACUUGCUCAAACCGGCACACCAGGACGUCGCUUGGGUGUUUUAUGACCUGCCAGCCAAGGAUUUUGAUUGGGCGCCGGCGUACUAUUCGAUCAUUAAAAAGCCCAUCGCCCUGAUUCCGAUACAGCGCAAGCUCAAGAGUGGUGGCCACCCUGACUUGGCGGCCUUUGAUGCAGAUAUGCAACUCAUGUUCCGCAAUUGCUUUACCUUCAACCCCCCCGACUCGGACGUAUACAUUAUGGGCGCAACCCUGAAAGAUGUAUACGAAGCCAAGAUGCAAAAGAAGCCUGUCCCACCUCCCUUCCCUGCUGAUGACGAUGAUGAGGAUGAAGACGAUGAUGAGGACGACGACGACGACGAUGAGGAUGACGACGAUGCGAAUGCAGUGCUUGUGCAGCAACUGCAAAAACAGAUCGGUGAGCUGGAAAGCACGCUUGAAACGCUGGAGAGCGGCAAGAACAAAAACCCUCUUUUGAUUACGAGCACGCGCGUUGCGCUCAACUCGGUCCAGGCUGCGUUGGCUGGUGCCAUGAGCGUGACGGGCAUGUCGAAGCGCAAGAACAAGAAGCGCAGCGCCUCGUCUCUCGACAAGAAGAGCAAGGCGGGUGAUAAGAAGCGCAAGAGUCCUGCAGCCAAGAAGCCACGCACGAGUGGCUCCUCGCCGACGUCCCGGAAACGUGGCGCAGGCGCCGGAUCCGAUGAGGACGAUGUGCGCACUGUGACGUUUGACCAGAAGGAGGAGCUGGCUGCCAAAAUCACAGAGCUGUCUGACGAGCGCCUGGAGGGUGCGAUUCGCAUCAUCAAUGAGGACAAGCCACCGGAUGCGCAGGGCGCAGAAGAUGAAGAAAUUGAGCUUGAUAUUGAUGAGCUUUCGCCCCAGACGCUGUACAAGCUGUACAAGUAUGUCGUUCGUCCUAAGAAGAAGAGCGCCUCUUCCGCUGAGAUCGGUCCUAAUGGCAAACCUGUGCCUGCCAGUGCGCCUAUCGAUGGACGUAAGCGUGGCACGGGUGGCUUGAAGAAGAAGAACUUGGACGAGGACGAAGAAGCUGCGCGCAUUGCGCGCCUACAGCAGCAGUUGCAGCAGUUCAACGAUGUGUCGUCCGGCGCCGCCUCGGCGCCCGCUGCUACAUCUGGCACAUCGGACGCCCAUACUGCUGGAGCUGACACGGCCACCAAGCACGAUGAUCUUGUGGCAUCGGAAUCAUCGUCGAACGAGGACGAGAGUGAGAGCGAGAGUGAAAGCGAUAUGGACUAG